AGGAGGAAAGAGCCCGAAAGCGCGAGGUAGUCUUCCUUUUGCUUCGGCCUAGGGUUUCGAUUCGAAUCUGUGUCGUCCAAUCACUUGCUUCGCCUCUAUCGGCUGAAGAUCGCCGCAUCCGGGCGAUCUGGAACGCGCGUUCCAGAUAGCAAAUCGCAGGCCAACGAGCGAUUUUGGCAGCCCUGAAUCGGGCAGUACACUGGAAGCGAAGAGGGAGAUGAAUCGCGGAUACGUGGAUCGAGAGGUAAAAUGACUGGAGUGCCAUUUGGUCUUCGCACCGGGAGUUAUGGAUCGCUGCAGCAGUUAUCCAAUGGCGCAUUGCAGAACCAAGCUGCGCCAGUUCUCCUGCGAAAGCCUUCGAAGCUGGGCUUGUCUGGUUCCCGGGAGAAGGAAAAGUUUCUCCCUUUCAUCUGCCGGUACUUAGGUCGGAAGAGGGUCGCGAUGAUGCUCCUGGUCGCUCUCGCCCUCUUUGUUUUUGUCUUCGGUUCCUUUACGGUCAAUAAAGAAGGCAACGGUCCUAUAAUAGUUUCACAUACGGAGAGCAUGAUACCUUUCACCGAGAAGGCAUCCGGCCAUGCUGUUGUAAGGCAUUUCCCCGGGGUAGAAGAUAGACAAAAGCACAGAGGGUCCAUUGGACGGAAGACUGUACCCAGAAGUGGGCGAAGUAGAGCUCGAACUCCUCCGGUACCUGCUCAUUCACUUCGUCAGCGUGCUCGUCCUCAUCCUCUUUCUCACUCUGAUUUGACUUCAUCUAAUUCUGGCUUCACUGGUGCUGUCCCUGUGGGCCAUCAGUGCAAAAACUUUGCUUUUCCUCCGCCACCUCCUGCUGGUGCAAGACGGAUUGGACCCCGGCCAUGUCCAGUAUGUUACCUCCCUGUGGAGCAGGCAAUAGCUAGCAUGCCAAGUUCCCCAGCAAUAUCUCCGGUACUUCACAAACUCACAUAUGUUCAUGAUGAAAAUCCAGUCCAAUCUGAACAGUACGGAGGUUCAGAUUUUGGAGGAUAUCCAUCUCUAACGGAAAGGGAUGAUUCCUUCGAUAUAAAGGAGUCUAUGAGAGUGCAUUGUGGAUUCGUCAAAGGACAUAAGCCUGGUCGUCAAACCGGAUUUGAUAUUGAUGAAGCUGACUUGGAGGAGAUGGAGCAAUAUCAUGAUGUUAUUGUUGCAUCAGCUAUAUUUGGAAAUUAUGACAUAAUCCAACAACCUCGAAAUAUUAGCAAAGCUGCAAAGAACAAUAUUCCUUUCUUUAUGUUCAUUGAUGAAGAAACGGAGGCAUUCAUGCAAAAUUCUAGUGUGCUCAACAAUAGCAUGAGGGUUGGAUUGUGGAAAAUCAUAGUGGUUCACAACAUCCCUUAUGCUGAUGCGAGGCGUAAUGGAAAGGUCCCAAAGCUUCUAUUGCAUAGGAUCUUCCCUAACAUUCGCUAUUCCAUUUGGGUUGAUGGAAAGCUCCAGCUUGUUGUGGAUCCCUAUCAAAUUCUUGAGAGGUUCCUAUGGCGCGAAAAUGCAAGUUUUGCAAUUUCUAGACAUUAUAGGCGCUUUGAUGUCUUUGAAGAGGCUGAGGCUAAUAAAGCUGCUGGAAAGUACGACAAUGUCUCUAUUGAUUCUCAGAUAGAAUUUUAUAAAAGCGAGGGCUUAACUCCAUAUUCUUUAGCCAAGCUCCCUAUAACUAGCGAUGUUCCUGAGGGCUGUGUGAUCAUAAGGGAACAUAUUCCUAUUACAAAUCUGUUCACCUGUCUAUGGUUCAAUGAAGUCGAUAGAUUUACUGCCAGGGAUCAAUUGAGUUUUUCCACAGUGAGGGACAAGAUUAUGGCAAAAGCUAAUUGGUCCAUCAACAUGUUUAUGGAUUGUGAGAGGCGUAACUUUGUGAUUCAGGCAUACCACAGAGAUCUGCUGGAGCACAUGCCGCCUCCAGCAAGUCCCGCGAUACGAGCUCAACCGGCUUCCACCAUCAUCAAUACAUCUGGAAGAAGAGCUCCUGUGAAAAAGGGUAUUAGCAGCAAGCGUCCGAGGAGCGAUAGAAAGCCAGGCUCGAGGCGGCACCGGAAAGUCACUGCAGGCACUAGGGACAGAAGUUCCUUUUGAACUUCAUGUAUAUUCUGAUUCAUUC
Molecule: messenger RNA, 2104 nt
Organism: Rhodamnia argentea
Lineage: Eukaryota; Viridiplantae; Streptophyta; Magnoliopsida; Myrtales; Myrtaceae
Product: probable hexosyltransferase MUCI70
Exons: 9
Coding region: 250-2079 (609 amino acids)
Source: RefSeq, a predicted model, not a curated record